Messenger RNA from Triplophysa dalaica, 2221 nucleotides. It is a transcript of the gene arhgdia, whose product is annotated as Rho GDP dissociation inhibitor (GDI) alpha. Gene Ontology annotation, biological process: Rho protein signal transduction. Gene Ontology annotation, cellular component: cytosol; cytoplasm; membrane. The transcript is spliced from 6 exons. Bases 130 to 741 code for a protein of 203 amino acids. The record is from RefSeq and is a predicted model, not a curated record. Gene Ontology annotation, molecular function: Rho GDP-dissociation inhibitor activity; protein binding. Lineage: Eukaryota; Metazoa; Chordata; Actinopteri; Cypriniformes; Nemacheilidae.
GAUCGGCGGUAAUCGCGGAAGUGUGUCGCUCUCUGGUACGUCGCCGCUCCCUCAUCGCGCCAUUGAGAAGUCAGGGAAGCUCAUUCCAACCUAUAGACUCGCCGUAACCGCAAGUCCACGUUGUCAAUCAUGGCCGAGCAGGAGCCCACCCCAGAGCAGCUAGCAGCCAUCGCCGCAGAGAAUGAAGCCGCCGAGGGCGUCAACUACAAGGCACCGGCACAGAAGAGUCUUCAGGAAAUCCAAGAGCUGGACAAAGACGAUGAGAGCCUUCGCAAGUACAAGGAGGCUCUGCUGGGCUCUGUCAAUGUAGUCGCAGAUCCCAAAGUUCCCAACGUCCAGGUGACACGGCUAACUCUUCUGUGUGAAACAGCCCCCUCCCCCCUGACCCUUGACCUGCAAGGAGAUCUGGAGGCUUUUAAGAAGCAGUCUUUUGUGCUGAAGGAAGGAGUGGAGUACAGGAUAAAGAUCAACUUCAAGGUAAACAGGGAUAUUGUCUCAGGAUUGAAGUAUGUACAGCAGACCUUCAGGAAAGGAGUGAAGAUUGACAAGUCUGACUACAUGGUGGGCAGCUAUGGGCCUCGACCGAACGAGUACGAGUUCCUGACACCUUUAGAGGAGGCGCCCAAAGGCAUGCUGGCCCGCGGCACGUACAACAUGAAAUCUAAGUUCACCGACGACGACAAACACGACCACCUGUCCUGGGAAUGGAACCUCAACAUCAAGAAGGAGUGGAAAGAUUGAGCCGUUUCCACAGCCUGACCAUUUUCCUUCCUGUCAUCCUCCCUUCCUCUCCAAUCUUCUCUAGUCCUCCCCUACACCUUUACAUCAUCAUCACCCCCAUAAUUUUGGAUUAACUGCUUAACUGAUUUAAAGGAAAAGGAUCUUUCUCACUCCGUCCACUUUCCUGCAGUUUCCAUAUCUCCCUCUGUAUUCCAGUUCCUUUCCCUUCCAAUGAGUAUUGAGGCUUUUCAUGAAAUAUAUAUAUGUGAAAACAAACAAAAACGUGCACAAUCCAUACUUUGUGUUUUGGUUUGUUUGUAUAUAAAAGUAAAAACGGAAGAAAAAAAAUCUUGAAAAUAUCUCAUGGAUGCUUGUGACAUGGUUAUUAGUAAUCUUCACUGUUCCUGUCCUCUUCCCGUGUCUCAUCAUCACUGUUUCUGACAUUCCUUUGUUUUCUUAUUAAAACCAUGAUCUGCCUUUAUAAAGUGUAAUGGGAGCAGGUGCCGCUUGGUGAUAUUUAGCCACCGCCAGCAUUCCCUCAUGUCCGCCUUCGCCCGGAGGGAACGUGUCCGAUGCCUUUGAGAUGAGAUGAGCUGUUGUGCAGAUAGACUGUCGUGGUGUAUAACUGUAGAAAUGUAAGCGAUGUGAUAGAGCAGGUCUUUACUUGUCUCUCAGUAUGUAUGCAUGCAUGUCCACACGUUGCGUUAGCUAUGUUGGGUUGGCAGGACGUGAUGUCCUGACCACUAGGGUAGCCGUACUAAAAAUCCGCCUUACCCUGCUUUAAUGUCGCAGGGUUUUUCCAUUGAACCGUUUCAUGUGGCCUUAAAAUUUAAUUCCGUAGCAAGACAUUUUUUAAAGCAACUAGGUUGAAACCCAAAUUCCUGCUCCCUCAAGGGUUCUGGCUGUCUCGUCUGCUGCCUUCUUCCAUUGGCUUGAUUCGAGACGGUCAGUAGAAGUCCAACCUUGUUGCCCCGCCCACAUUAUCGUACCUCCGACAGAUCCACGCUUGCGCACAAACCUGCCGCUUUCCAAAGACGACUAGUGGUUCGCUCGUGGUGAAUGUGAGCUGACAGCUCGCUCGAAGAAGUUUUUUUAAAAGCGGGAAAAGGGCUUUUCGCUCACGGACCUCGAGUAUUGAAGGACUCAACUGAAACAAAUGUCAAACUACACUGACUGUGCCUCCAGUAGUGACAACCACAGGCUGCUUGAGAUGUGUAAAAGCUAAAGGAAGAUAGAACUCUAAACAGGUGCUUGUGUAGGGCGACGGCUUAAGGGUCUCCGGUCUCAGUGUAGAGUAACCUCAACGUUCCAACGUGCUCAAUGCCUCACUGUACUGUUUCAUACACACUUUUCUUUAGCAACGUUGCCUGUCAGAGUAAGAGCCUGAUUCGCCGGUCUAAAACGCUUCUUCUGUCUUCUUGUGUUUGCUUAUUCUGUGUACUUAUCUCUGAUAGCUGGAGAUUACUGUUCACCUGUCAACAUUAAAAGUGUUCAGAACAGA